AUGUAUCAUGGUGAUGAUGUGGAGGAUGGACAUAGCCUGUUAACAACCGAAGAUGGAGAUUGCUACUUUUGGGAUACAGGAUCUGGAGAAGCAGGUGAUCUGGCCUGCCCUGUCGGGGGAAUGAACUUUGCUGGAGGUCAGAUUGUUGGAAGGUGCAAGAGUAGAGAGCGUGGCUCUGUUUCAGGCAUACAACCUCAGCCAAACUGUAACUCAGCUGCUGAGCGAACUGCUUCUAGAACAGAGGAUAUGGAUGCGUUUAUAUGA
Molecule: messenger RNA, 264 nt
Organism: Protopolystoma xenopodis
Lineage: Eukaryota; Metazoa; Platyhelminthes; Monogenea; Polystomatidea; Polystomatidae
Source: the annotation of a GenBank genome assembly